GGGAGAGCAGAGGCAACGCAUAGUGAGUCAUCGUCGUUAUAUAGAAUAUCUUUGUUCUCGGCAUUCCAAUACAAUACAGUUUGUCCCUCGUUCAGCAUCACUGUGGUGUUUCCUCAUGUACUGUGACCGUAGUGUGUACAAUGCAGUAGUCUACUGUGUUCCUUUCUUCGGGCAGCCCCAAACCAGCAAGUUUCUCCAAGGCUGACGACUUGCUAGGUUAUGGGGAGCUGUCGGACAAUUGCAAACAGCAGCAGCAGCACAGGCCUGCCGCAUUUGACUUGUCCGCUGCUUCAAAGCUAACGUCAACAUAGCAUCCGAGCUGUGCACAUGACACGGAGAGACGUUUAAACAUUAUGCGGAUACAAAACCUCAACAGAAGACGAAUGCAAACCAUGCAACGUGCAUAAAAAAAAAACAACAACAACAAAAACCUUGUCUUCCAUGCGGACUUUUCCCCACUCGCUACUUGACGAGAGUUCAGCGGUGCCCCUCAGUCCGCUAUAAUGUUACGGACGACCACAAGCCGUCUCCUGGGCAGAAGAAAAGCGUUACUCCCUAAGCAAUUGAAGCAGGACAUGACGCUCAGCUCCGUAACCGGUAAGAGACUGCGAGUUCUGGUCGACAUGGACGGCGUCCUGGCCGACUUUGAGGGGGGCUUCUUGAAGAAGUACCGGGCCAGGUACCCAGACGAGCCGUACAUCAACCUGGAGGACAGGAGAGGCUUCUGGGUGUCCACGCAGUACGGACGACUUCGGAGUGACCUCUCUGAGAAAGCCAUAAGCAUCUGGGAGUCCAAGGACUUCUUCGGAGAGCUGGAGCCCCUCCCUGGUGGGGUAGAGGCAGUCAAGCAGAUGGCCAAAAUGGAAGACACAGAUGUUUUUAUUUGCACCAGCCCGAUCAAGCAUUUCAAGCACUGCCCGUACGAAAAGUAUGCGUGGGUGGAAAAGCAUUUGGGUCAUGACUUUCUGGAGCAGGUUAUCCUAACCAGAGACAAGACGGUGGUCAGCGGAGACAUCCUUAUCGACGACAAGCCUGACAUUUUAGGUGUGGAGCCCACACCGACCUGGGAACACAUUUUGUUCACCGCCUGCCACAACAAGCACCUUCCUGUCAGCCCCUCGCAGAGACGCUUGCUGUCCUGGUCUGAUGACUGGAGGGCCAUCCUGGACAGCAAAAGGCAGUGACGCCCUUAAC
Messenger RNA from Phyllopteryx taeniolatus (common seadragon), 1194 nucleotides. RefSeq names its product 5'(3')-deoxyribonucleotidase, mitochondrial-like. Gene Ontology annotation, biological process: pyrimidine deoxyribonucleotide catabolic process. NCBI's taxonomy places the organism in Eukaryota, Metazoa, Chordata, Actinopteri, Syngnathiformes, Syngnathidae. The transcript has 5 exons. Gene Ontology annotation, molecular function: 5'-nucleotidase activity. The record is from RefSeq and is a predicted model, not a curated record. The coding region runs from base 504 to 1184 and encodes 226 amino acids.